Silurus meridionalis is the source of this 1255-nucleotide messenger RNA. RefSeq names its product myozenin 1a (gene myoz1a). Gene Ontology annotation, molecular function: telethonin binding; actin binding; FATZ binding. Lineage: Eukaryota; Metazoa; Chordata; Actinopteri; Siluriformes; Siluridae. The transcript is spliced from 6 exons. Gene Ontology annotation, cellular component: actin cytoskeleton; Z disc. The record is from RefSeq and is a predicted model, not a curated record. Bases 167 to 1120 code for a protein of 317 amino acids.
AUGAUUUGCUAUCCAAGUCCUGACUGGAUUUUGCACUCCCCAUGAUCUUGGUCCAGCCACAGGUCAGCGACACCCUGGGAUUUAUAAACUUUUGAUUGUAUCAGAAGUUUUGCCUCUUCUUCUUGAGACCACUUCUGUACAGGAGUUUAAAACCAGGUUUGGAGUCAUGCCUCUUGCUGGAACACCUGCCCCUCCCUACAAGAAGAAAAAAAGUACCAAAAUCAUCACUGACCUGUCACAUAUCACUCAGAAUGAGUAUGAGUCAGAGCCUGAGGCCUCAGAGUUUGACUUGGGGACGAAGAUCAGUACACCCAAAGACGUAAUGCUGGAGGAACUGUCCCUGCUCAAUAACAAGGGUUCCAAGAUGUUUAAAAUGAGGAAGAUUCGUGUUGAAAAGUUCAUCUAUGAAAACAACCCUGAUGUCUUCAACAGUGACUCAACGGAUAACUUCCAGAAGUUUGUCCCUGGCAUUGGAGGCCAAAUGAUAGAUGUUGGUGGACGUCUGGUUGGCGGCCAUCUUGUUGGUAGACAGAUAGUUGGUGGACAGAUAGUUGGUGGUUCUGCUCCUGUGCCUCCUCCCAAACCUGGCAGCCGGGGUAAAGGAGCAGGAACUGGAGCAGGAACUGGAGCAGAAGGAACAGCUGGCGGCGUGGGUUCAGGAGCAGGCAAGAGUGCUGGCUCAUCAGUUGAGAUCUUACAAGGUGCAGAAAGCACUAAGGCUGCUGGUUCAUCAAAAGAGAAGAAAAGAAAGGAAUAUAUUAAGACAUAUGUUUCACCCUGGGAAAGAGCCAUGAAGGGCAAUGAAGACCUUGUUUCUACUAUGAAAUCAUACAUGCCAGGGCCCUGUAUUCACCUUGAAUUGCCCAAAUACAAGUGUUUUAACAGGUCAGCAAUGCCCUUUGGUGGUUUUGAGAAAGCUUCUCAACUGAUGACCUUCCAGUUGCCGGAUAUCGAGACAGCAGCAGAAGAACCGGAGCCUGCAGUGGUGUAUCAUCAUGACAUCCACUCAAGACCCUCCUUUAACCGCACUCCUAUUGGCUGGGUGGGCAGCGGAGAUACAGGCAACAUCCACCUGCAGAUAGAUACCAUGCCAUUCGAUGGGGAGACUGAUGAGCUGUGAGGAGUGAACAUCUUUGUCCUUCAAAACAAGCUCAUUCUAAAUUUACUUCCCCAGGCAUGCUUUGCAUUUCUGCUAAACUACCUGUUCUUUCUUUCUUUCUUUCUUUCUCUCUCUCUCUCUCUCUCUCUCUCUCUA